Saxophila tyrrhenica is the source of this 1806-nucleotide messenger RNA. It is a transcript of the gene RRP9, whose product is annotated as pre-rRNA processing protein. Gene Ontology annotation, molecular function: U3 snoRNA binding; protein binding. NCBI's taxonomy places the organism in Eukaryota, Fungi, Ascomycota, Dothideomycetes, Mycosphaerellales, Extremaceae. Gene Ontology annotation, cellular component: small-subunit processome. The record is from RefSeq and is a predicted model, not a curated record. Bases 1 to 1806 code for a protein of 601 amino acids. The transcript has a single exon.
AUGUCGUCUUUCUUCACUCUGCCGGCAUCGCAGAGAAAGCGAAAGCGAACGGAGGCGCCUUCAUCAAAGCCUUCAGGUCCAGGCAGGCGGACGACGAAGACCGACGAAGAAUCAAUAUCCGGCUCAGAUGUGUCGGAUGAAGAUGCGCCGGCUCGAGAGGUCGGCGCUGAGGAGUCUGAGGAUGAGGAGGAAGAGUUUGGAGACGAAGAUCCAGCGGCAAAACGCAUCCGCCUUGCAGAACAGUAUCUGGCCAACACACAGCAGGAAGUGCUCGAAGAUGGCGGCUUCGAUGCAGCGGAGGUCGAUCAAGAGAAUCUCCGACGGCGCAUGGGCGAGAGGCUGAAGCAGGACACCGCUGAGAGCAAAGGCAAGCUAUACAAGUGGGUGGCAGAGGGCUUGGACUGGCGAGGAGCAACAACGAGAGUGCUUCGGUCGAAGGACGUGGGCAAAAGCCUGAAUGGUGUUGCGAUCCACGGCCAGAACAUCUUCGGUGUGAGCAAGGACAUGCAUAUCGUGAAGUGGGAUCCACCAGAAGCGGCAGAAGGCGUGAAGAAUCGACGUCCGAGGAAGACAUGGAAAGUGAUGCGACGGACUCAUGGGGCCCGUAAAGGAAAACAAACUCAACACCACCACAGCGAUAUACUAUGUGUGGCUGCUUCUGAAGACGGGAAAUUCCUGGCUACAGGCGGCGCCGACAGGAAGCUGAUUAUCUGGGACGCCACAUCGCUGAAGCCGCUCAAGGUCUUCAAUCAGCAUCGUGAUGCGGUCACAGAGUUGGCAUUUCGAAAAGGGUCCAAUCAGCUAUUCUCUGCCAGCAAAGAUCGGACUGUAAAGAUAUGGUCACUCGACGAGCUUGCCUACGUGGAGACGCUUUUCGGGCAUCAAGACGAGGUGGUCUCUGUGAGUGCACUGUCCCAAGAGAAGUGUGUCACUGCUGGGGCGAGAGACCGGACGGCGAGAUUGUGGAAGGUUGUGGAAGAGUCGCAGCUUGUCUUCCGCGGUGGUGGCGCGCCGGGCACGCACAAAGCACUUCAGUCAUUACGAAAAGCAUAUGAGGAAGAUUCAGGUAUUGAGAUACAAGACGACGAAGCCUAUCAUGAAGGGUCAAUCGACCGAGUGGCCAUGGUCGACGACGACACUUUCAUUACGGCAUCCGACAACGGCGCAAUGUCACUCUGGAACAUCAACAAGAAGAAAGCUGUGUACACCUUGCCGCUCGCGCAUGGUCUGGAUCCGCCAGUCGCGCUCAAUCAAGCCAGUGCGGAGCAGGAACCUGACGAGACGCUAGAUGAGAAAGGCAGAGGAGGUAAGCAGCCUCGCUGGGUCACUGCGCUUGCGGUGGUACCUUUCAGCGAUGUCGUGAUCAGCGGCAGCUGGGAUGGAUACGUCAGGGCGUGGAAGAUCAGCCAGGACAAACGACGGAUCGUGCCACUAGGCGCGAUAGGAGUUGCGGAAGCCGUUGAUACUCUUUUGAAGCGCGAAGGUCUCAGCUCGGACUCCAUCAGCAAGGACGCGCUCGAUGCUAUGCACAAAGGCGUAAGCGACGAGAAGCGCAUCAAUGGCAUCGUCAACGAUCUAGCAGUUGUCGAAACGGGCGACAGAGGCAAGGAGUCGUUACUGAUUGCGGCAGCUGUGGGGAAGGAGCAUCGUUUGGGCGGAUGGAAGAAUUAUGAGGAUGGGAAGAACUGCGUGGUGGUGUUCCAAGUGCAUCGGAAAACUCUGGCCGCCGAGACAGAUGAAGAACUGACUGGCGUGGGAUCACUGGAGGAAUCCCAUGAAGACGCCGAGUUUGAGGGACUGGACUGA